UUGAAUACACACCACGUGGUGACAGUUAAGCCUCGACAGCAACAGCUGAGGAUUUGUUUUAAAUACUGUGCAGCUGUAAUCCAACCCUUACAGCAGACCAGACGAAUCGCUGGAUUGUACGAGUAAUGCGUCUGAAGCGUGAUGUUUAUAGCGACUUCUGUCUGUUGCUCAUUUAAGAAUGGGGCAGAAGACAAAGCAGGGACGUGAUAAUACAUACAAUCAAUAUAAUAAAUAAAUAGAAAACUCUAGAUAUUAAUAUAUAAAUAUCAAUGUGUUGAUAAACAGGUAGAGAGACAGAAAAAGAGUUCCCCAUUGUUUUACAAAGAACCCUUAUUUAAGCCUUAUUGCUAUCCUUCUGGGAUAUCUUCCAAAACAUAUUACUGCAGUCAGUGAUGAUGAUAGUACAGAAUCUCGUAGUGGUGUUUAAUUGGGUUGUGACUGAGCAAAACGAGGGCCUUUCCGCAGGCACGUGGUAGCGAUGCUGCGGGCCGAAGGUGAGAACAGGGCCGCGUUUCUGCCGCGUGUGUGACGUCAUCGCCGGGCGCGUCUCAGUAGGAGGUUCUACAGCUCACUUUUUACUGAACGGAUCAGCUCUUGGCCGAGUACACUAAUCACUGAGCACCUGUUGGAGAGCAACUCGACAUAAAAGUGCCGGUUUGCCUGUUGGUUAUGUGCUUUAAAACCUGCUUUAUUUCUGGGAAUGAUGACUAAAUGGAUCUGGGAAAGGUAACUGAGAUUUUCACAGGACACUAACUCGAUAGCCUACACUACAAAAAAAGGUGUUUAUCUGCUCUGACGCGUAUUUAUCACUUAUACACUGGGAAUACAAAGUUUUGUAGGUGCUGUUUGGAACUUAAAGAAGUAGCCUACCUGCCUAAAAACAGCUGGAAAAAUGUCGAAACAAAGUGACCAUGUAAAGCGUCCAAUGAAUGCGUUUAUGGUUUGGUCGAGAGCCCAGAGGCGGAAGAUGGCACUUGACAACCCCAAGAUGCACAAUUCUGAGAUCAGCAAGCGGCUCGGAGGAGAGUGGAAACUUCUGUCAGACUCGGAGAAGAGACCAUUCAUCGACGAGGCCAAGCGUCUCCGCGCGGUUCACAUGAAGGAACACCCGGACUACAAAUACAGACCGCGGCGCAAGCCUAAGAACUCCGUGAAGAAGGACAGGUAUCAGUGUAAUGUGGCUUAUAACUUUGGGGAGCAGGACGCACUCAAAGGGGUACUAACGAAUCCUGAAAAGACUGCUGCCGCUGUAGCCGCCGCCAGAGCGCUCCUCAGUCACUCUGUACCAGCGACCCCGUACCCUUACCUGGACAUAAACUCCAAAAUGUCAGAACUGUCGGCGACCACAUUUCCACACGCCUCACUUGACUAUUCCGGACGUGUUGUUGCAUUUCCCAGAAUGGGAAUCCUUGGUGCCACACACACGCACCCCUCUCCGGGCAAUCCUGCUUACAUGAUGCCCUGUAACUGCCCCGCGUGGACGGCCUCUGCUCCUCCUCCUCCUCCUUUAGCUUAUGUGGUUUUGCCGGGAAUGCGCAAGACUCUGCACGAGCCUUACUCUGCAUAUGCAGCGGCCUUAUGAGGGCCACGCGCAGUGUAGAUACUUUAACACUUUAUUACAGUGUGCUCUAAGGACGCUUUUACUGGUUAACGCUUUUGUGCAUCUCCCGUUAAGUGUAGGGUGCACUUAUAUUUGGACACCAGCAACAACAACAACAAUAAUAAUAGUAAUAAUAAUAAUAAUAAUAAUAAUAAUAAUAAUAAUCUUGGCUUUAAGACAUACAGUAAAAACUAGACAGCAAUUUAGAUAAAACAGUUAACCUUCCUGUGUCUUGUGUGUGCUGAGGAAUCUUUAACAAGACACGCAAAACUACUCAUCAAUAUUUAGUUAAAGGUAGAGCCCUUUUAGGAAACUAAGAACCUGUAAUUAUCUAGUGAAUCCUUAAAGAACCCCUUUUCUAAGUUUGACUUAAUAUGUAUGAAAUCGAAAACAAUCCAACCUCAUUGCUCUCGUUCAUUUUUUAGUUUCCAAGAGAAUAGGCGAAUAUACAGUAUCAAUCAAUCAGUCUUGCUUACUUCAGUGCAUCCUCACGGACAUAAAGCAAGUAAAGGAAACAAGGAAAAACGAGAAAAUUUAAAAAGCACUUGGCAUGUCAGCUGAUUUCAUUGCUUACAUUUUAAAUGGACAGAGGCAAAGAGGCCUCAGUGAGGAUAUACGAGUGUGAUGGGCUCAUGCAAAUUUCAGAAAAAGCAGCCGCAUAAGAAAUAAAUUAUAUAUAUAUAUAUAUAUAUAUAUAUAUAUAUAUAUAUAUAUAUAUAUAUAUAUAUUAGUCUACAGGACUCUUGCCAGGCAGGACUCAAGCCAAUUAAAUGAAACCAGUAUGAUAUAUGAAUUUGGGCAGAUGUAUAAUAAUUAAAACUGCAACCAAAUGUUCUAAUAUUAUUAGGGCCUUUGCCUGUCAGGUCUGUCUCUUAAGAUACUUAAAUGCUUAUACUUUCUUCAUUUAUUAUUAUUAUUAUUAUUAUUAUUAUUAUUAUUAUUAUUAUUGUUAUUAAGAACAUCUGUUUACCUCCUUUGAACUAAACUAGAUAGGGGCCUGCAUCUGCAACCUUAUUUCAUCACUGUGAUGUACAUAAAGGAUGUAAUAAAUACAAAGACUUAUUAUGCAUCAGUUCUUUUAACAGUGCUGGGGAGGCUAUGCCCAUUAAGGUCUAGCACCCAAUGUUAUUUGGAAAUGUAACAGAGGGAUCUGUUUCAGCUUUUGGCAUUAAAGCUAGAAUAUGACAUGGCUGAGUUUCUAUAAUAAACAAUACAAUACAAUACAAUGUAAUUUCAUUCUUAACCCUGUUGGGGAAAAAACAAUCCAACAGAACACAGGUUGCCAAGCCCCUCAUUCAACUUAUCAGCUAAUUAACAGCGGUGAAGUGGAUUUGUUAGAACAGGAAAAACAAUAAAAUGUACAGGACAUGGGGUACUGUAGAACCAGGGUUGAGAACCUGUGCAUUAGGAAAAAUCUCUAAUGGUUUCCAUCACAUAAUGGAAAUUGGUUUACUGGUUUCCAUUAUAAUCAGAUUCCAUUAGAAUUUUCUCAGUUACUAUUAAAUACCACAAGAAAUCGACAGUGCUUGCUUGGAUGAUUACCAUCAGAAUAAAAUUAAGUAAACAAUUAGGAACAACACAUUCUAUUAAACUACUGUUACAGAAAAUCAGAAACACAAAAUAAGCUAAAUGUAGAAGGAAUCCCCCACCCUCCUUCCACAUUAAUUAUGUUCUCACUACAAAUGCUGUAGACGUCCUAG
Molecule: messenger RNA, 3300 nt
Organism: Pangasianodon hypophthalmus (striped catfish)
Lineage: Eukaryota; Metazoa; Chordata; Actinopteri; Siluriformes; Pangasiidae
Gene: sox21a
Product: SRY-box transcription factor 21a
Exons: 1
Coding region: 893-1582 (229 amino acids)
Biological process (GO): anatomical structure morphogenesis; regulation of DNA-templated transcription; cell differentiation
Molecular function (GO): RNA polymerase II cis-regulatory region sequence-specific DNA binding; DNA-binding transcription factor activity, RNA polymerase II-specific
Source: RefSeq, a predicted model, not a curated record